CCGGGGAAUCUGAGGAAGGAAGGACUCGGCCAAUCUGAGAGACAAAUGCAGGAAGUGACAUUUAUUGAGCGUUAUCUGUGUAUUAUUUCUCCUGGCCUUACAAGGCUGUGCAUUUUGUAGAUGAGGAAGCAGAGGCAUAAUAAAUGUUUGCUGACACCAGCAAGGUGGCUACCAGCCAACUCGGACCACCAUCGGCCACAGAUUCCAGCCCCGAAUCCCUCUCCACUCAAGAUAGCCGUUGGCCCUAUCCUGGAGCCACGGGAGUCUUGAGGAACGGCCCAAACGCGGGGGUGCUUUUCGAAGAGGUCCCUCGGUAAGAAAAGUCGGCCCAGGAACCAGCCCACCGAACAGAAACCUCCACGUAAAUUUCGGAACACGACUCCCGGGAGGCGGGGCCGCAGCGCCGGCGGGAAACCUCCACCAGCUGCUUCCCGCUAGGUGCCGCCGCGGGAAUGGCAAGCAUGGGGUCUCUCGUGUUGCGGCCCUGGAUUCGAGAGUUAAUCCUGGGGUCAGAGGCACUCCCAAGUCCACAAGCAGGGCAGCUCCUUAAGGUGUUGCAGGACGUGGUGACCGCGGGCCCGUCCCACGUCCCUGACAUUCUUGACGGCGGAGCCAUGCUGCUUGUGUCCGACGGGACUCACAGUGUCAGAUGCCUGGUGACACAAGAGGCUCUGAACACUUCAGACUGGGAGGAGAAGGAGUUCGGAUUCAGCGGGGCCGAGGGCCGGCUGCUCCUGCUGCAAGUCUGUGGGGUCCGCAUCCAGAUCGCCGAUGGUGGUGCGGUGAGUGGUGAGGCUGGUGUGGGUGGGUUCUGGCUGUUCUCGACAAUUCUUGAGUCCUCCCCCCACCAAUUUCUGCAGCCUGCGGAGUUCUACCUCCAGGUGGACCGCUUCAACCUGCUGCCCACAGAGCAGCCCCGGGUACCAGUGACCGGUUGCAACCAGGACCUGGCUGUGCAAAGAAAGCUCUAUGACUGCCUUGAGGACCACCUUUCAGAGUCCAACUCUUCCAAUGCAGGUCUAACACUGACCCAGCUUCUGGAUGAGGUACAGGAGGACCAGGAGCAUCGGGAGGCACUGGUGCGCCUGGCUGAGAGCUGCCUAAUAUUGGCAGGCCCUUGCACAGCACCCCCCCUCACCCACUGGGCUGCCUCUCGCUGCAGGGCUAUGGAAGAAGCCCUGUACACUGUUCCCAGCUUAUUGCUGCACAUCUCUGACAAUGACCAGCAAAUUCUGAACUCUCUGGGCACCAGUCAGAGAGCACAGGGAGCCCCUGCCUUACCUUGGCAUGAGCCGUUGGAAGAAAGCAGUGCCAGUGUCAGUCUUCUGCCUGCCCCAUCCUUGGCUGCUCCAGACCCAGUGGAGAGGGAUAGCUCCCAGCCCUCACCAACCAUCUGCUCAGCUCCUGGCCCCCUGCUCCCCAGUUCCCCACACUGCAGUUACACACACAACUCUACACACCUGAGCUGCACCCCCAGUCUCCUGUCCCUUGGCCAGGCGUCCAGUCCACGUUGGACUCAUAAUACCAAGCCCCAGAAGCCUAACCUAGAGUUUAAGGAGCAAGAGUUGACCCCCAACAACCAGCAGCCUUCUCCAAGGACCAGAACCAAGAGAGCCCAGGAGCCCUGUGCUGUGUGGGAUCCCCCCAAAAGGCAUCAUGAUGGUUCUGCCUUCCAGUAUGAGUACGAGCCACCUUGUGCCUCCCUCUGUGCCCAGGUCCAAGCUGCCAGGUUACCUCCCCAGCUUGUGGCUUGGGCUUUGCACUUCCUGAUGGAGCCAGAGCCAGAGUCUGAGCUAACUGAGGUGUGAAGGAUCAUGCGGGCACAUUGGUGGAUGUGCACACACAAACACAAGUCCAGGCGAGGACAAACAGUGUUCCACACUCUGAUUCCUUCAAGUUUUUUAAUAAAAUAAUUUCAUGCGGCA
This is a messenger RNA of Heterocephalus glaber (naked mole-rat), 1925 nucleotides long. RefSeq names its product ACD shelterin complex subunit and telomerase recruitment factor (gene Acd). Gene Ontology annotation, molecular function: telomeric repeat DNA binding. NCBI's taxonomy places the organism in Eukaryota, Metazoa, Chordata, Mammalia, Rodentia, Bathyergidae. The record is from RefSeq and is a predicted model, not a curated record. Gene Ontology annotation, biological process: telomere capping; negative regulation of telomere maintenance via telomerase; telomere maintenance via telomerase. Gene Ontology annotation, cellular component: telomerase holoenzyme complex; shelterin complex; chromosome, telomeric region.